Molecule: messenger RNA, 669 nt
Organism: Mesorhabditis spiculigera
Lineage: Eukaryota; Metazoa; Nematoda; Chromadorea; Rhabditida; Rhabditidae
Source: the annotation of a GenBank genome assembly
AUGGCGACCCCGAACUACACCACGGAUCUAACCAUGGCGUACCAGGAGACGCACGUCUUCAAGUUUGCGCAGAAGACGAUCACCCGCUUCACGUGCCAGAUUCGGAUAUGUUAUAAGGGCAAAGAUUGCACAGAGUUGUCGCCGCCUCGUGCUUGUCCGACGCUUGAAGAGCGGCUGGCAGCCGUUCGGAAACUGCGCGAUCAACCGGCGGUCGGAAGGAAGGACAUUUAUUCGUCAUUGAUCGAUAUCGAAAAGGAGCUCCAACGCCAAACUCCCAAGACAACGUCUCCUCGCCCCCUCGUCAACUUCACGGCCCAGACGAAGGGCCGCAUCUAUUUCGACGGGAACUCAUCGUUGCCAAAGCAGCAGCGCCUCCGCCGUGCCCUCGACAUCGAUGGCGGCCAAGGGCGUCUGGUACGCAGCGAACAGGGGUAUCCCCGGAUGGACGUCACCGGAGAGCUGAGAGUGUUGGACAGCCGCGAGGACGCGCGUUAUUAUGAAGAGCAUGGCGUCACUGACGGGGCACCUGAAAAGUGCAGCCAAUCAACCACGCUCCUUUGGAUCUGGCUGGGGAGCCUGAUCGCUUCGUCGAUCCUGCUAAUUAUUCUCAUCUUUACGAUCGCUCGCAAAACGCUCCGCUUUUCCAGCAAGGAGACUUGGAUCCCCAAU